This is a messenger RNA of Aegilops tauschii subsp. strangulata, 750 nucleotides long. NCBI's taxonomy places the organism in Eukaryota, Viridiplantae, Streptophyta, Magnoliopsida, Poales, Poaceae. The record is from RefSeq and is a predicted model, not a curated record.
AUGCCCACCUUUGCGCUCAUAGCCCUUCGAGUUCCAAAGAAGUUCUAUAAAGACGUAGACAAAUCACGGCGGCGUUUCCUCUGGGCAGGAGAUGAGGAGAUGUCUGGUGGAAAGUGCAAAGUGGGCUGGAGCACGGUGACCAUGCCUGAGCAGUAUGGUGGUCUCGGCAUUCAUGAUCUUCCUCGUUUUGCCAGGGCUCUACGUCUGCGCUGGUUAUGGCAAUCCUGGAAGAACCCAAAAAGGCCCUGGGUCGGAACGGGCACGCCCUGCGACGCCUUAGACAGGGCCCUGUUUGCUGCAUCCACUGUGGUGACCAUCGGCGACGGAGCGACGACGUCUUUCUGGUUCUGCUCAUGGCUAGGUGGACGACAACUUUGCCAAGCCUUCCCCACUCUUUUUGCAAGAUCAACCAGGAAGAACCGUUCGGUCAAGGAUGCGCUGCACGACGACAGAUGGAUCCUGGACUUGAGGCGAGGCGACCCAGAUGCCAUUGCACUGCAGGUGGUGCAGCUUGCGAGGGAGAUCAGGCAGGCUGCCCUCACUCUCAUCCCAGGAACCCAAGACUCUAUUACCUGGAAGCUCAGUGCCUCAGGCUGCUACACAACAAGUUUAGCGUACAAUGCCCAAUUCAGCAAUAGACAGAUUACCUCCUUCAAAUCCAUCAUCUGGAAAGUCUGGGCGUCGGGCAAGACCAAGAUGUUCCUUUGGUUGCUGCACCUUGACAGACUAUGGUGCAAUGAUCGUCUGUAA